Messenger RNA from Coccomyxa subellipsoidea C-169, 1182 nucleotides. RefSeq names its product mitochondrial carrier. The record is from RefSeq and is a predicted model, not a curated record. Gene Ontology annotation, biological process: transmembrane transport. NCBI's taxonomy places the organism in Eukaryota, Viridiplantae, Chlorophyta, Trebouxiophyceae, Coccomyxaceae. The coding region runs from base 250 to 1182 and encodes 310 amino acids. The transcript has 6 exons. Gene Ontology annotation, molecular function: transmembrane transporter activity.
GGUGGAUCGGAGUUAGAUGCCCAUUUAUUGCAUUACCUGGUGUCAACUUGAUUUGAUAGGCCUCCUGUGAUGGCCAAGAUGUUAAGGCUGAAGCACAUGCCGUGCUCAGGUUGACCAGGGUGCUCCAGACCUCGCUGAAUUCAGCAUUACACAACUCCAAGUUGAUAUAGAUGACAUCAACUUGUUGCUUUGUGGGGAUGGGGGCAUGCAGCAUGGCAGAUCACACAUGCCCUUGAAGAGGAUCAUGCGAUGCUUGAAGAAGGCCAGGGCGUUUCGGUAUCAAUGUCGUAUGCAUUGAGUCCUGCCCUUAAGGACUUCCUGGCUGGAGCUGCUGGUGGAUCUGCAAGCGUCCUUGCUGGACAUCCCCUGGAUACAAUACGUAUACGUUUGCAGCAUGGCACAUCUGGAGUUCCAGCCGCCAUCAUCAGGUCGCUGCUUGCACAGGAAGGGCCAAGAGCUUUCUUCAAAGGCGCUGCCUACCCUCUUAUGACUGUUGCUCUGCAGAGUGCAGUUGUGUUCCAAGCCUAUGGAGCAGCCUGCAGGGCCAUCACAGGCAGCACCCAGUCAGAUGCUCCCCUACCAUACUUCCAAGUCUGCUUUGCAGGCAUGUUUGCAGGGGCAGUGCAGACAUUGAUCUCAACGCCUGUUGACCUGCUGAAGAUUCGGCAGCAGCUGCAGCUGGUCCCCCCAGGAUCCCCCCUCUAUGUGGGCCCCCUGCAGCUGCUGCGCCACAUCAUCCGCCACGAGGGCCUCCCAGGGCUGUACAGGGGAGCCGGCAUAACACUGCUGAGGGACGUGCCGGCGCAUGCAAUCUACUUUACCUCCUACGAGGCCUGCCACGAGCUGUUCGCGCCCGGCAGCCGCGCCAGCGGGGAACAGACCGCGGCGGUGCAGCUGUUAGGUGGCGGUUUAGCUGGUGUGCUGAGCUGGCUGGGCAUCUAUCAUUUCGACGUCGUCAAGACCCGGCUGCAGUCUCAGCCGCGCGCAUCCUCACCGUAUUCAGGCGCGUUGUGGUGGAUGCAUUGCACGGCAGAGAGCUACCGGCAGGAGGGGCCACGGGUGUUCUUCAGGGGUCUUGGCACGACUCUAUGUCGGGCAUUUGUCGUCAAUGCAGUGCUGUUCUCUGUCUACGAGGCUGCUUUGAAGGCCCUGCACAGCCAUGACCCAGCCAAUGCUGCCUGA